AUUUUUGCAAUUGUUUACUUUUCGUUUUUAUUUAUAUACAAAUCGCAAAAUAACACAAUCUCUGAUAAUGACGGUAAACAGUGAUCUAGUCAAAGAACGACAAAAUGCCACAAUAAAUAGUGAAGAUUUUGCUGUAUGGUGGAUGGGUGGUAAAGAUGAACUUUGCAAGCGCAGAGCUUUGGAAAAGCUUUUCUUUGACGAUCCACAAUUUGAUGAUUCCCACAAUAUUAUGAAUUUCUCACACAAAGAGCUUUACGAGCAUACCACGGAAAAGUCUACCAAAGUAAUUCGAAAACUAAGAGAAUGGUAUAGAGAAGAGCAACAGAAACAGGGUGCCAAGUCAACAUCCAUAGAUGAUAUGUAUUUAUUUCGUUCACUGCUUAGUGGUCCAUUGGGCACUGGAUUGUUUCAGCAGAAUUUUCCUUUACGUUUACAUUUCUCCAUGUUUUUAACGGCCCUGUUGGGACAGUCCAAUGAGGAGCAACGUAGUGAGUGGUUAGAAAAGGCUUGGAAUAUGGAGGGCAUUAUUGGUACUUAUGCUCAAACUGAAUUAGGCCAUGGCACAUAUUUACGAGGCCUAGAGACACGAGCAGAUUAUGACGUGGAAAAACAGGAGUUUAUUUUAAAUACCCCCUCUUUAACGGCCUAUAAAUGGUGGCCGGGAGGUUUGGGUCACACCGCCAAUAUGGUUGUGCUAAUGGCUCAAUUGUACAUUAAGGGUAAACAUUAUGGACUGCAACCAUUUUUGGUACGUAUACGUAACGAGAAAACCCAUCAGCCAGAACCAGGUGUAGAUGUAGGUGACCUUGGCCCGAAACUUGGAGUUAAUGGGGUCAAUAAUGGUUUUUUAGGUUUGAAAAAUGUUCGCAUACCUUUGCGUCAAAUGCUGUCGAAGCAUAAUCAAGUUUUGGAGGACGGUACUUUUGUCAAGGGACCAGAACCUCUGAUGUUGUAUAGUACCAUGUCCUAUGUUCGUGUGAUGAUCGUUAAAGACGUUUCGUUUAAUCUAUUGCAGGCGGCUACAAUUGCAACCAGAUAUUCCGCCAUUCGCCGUCAAGGAAUAGAGUCAUUGCCACAAAAAGAAGUACAAGUUUUAGAUUUCCUAACUCAACAACAUAAGGUCUUUCCUCAAAUAGCUAAGGGAAUAUUCUAUCGCUUGGCGUCAGACUAUGUGUGGGAUCUCUAUCGUACUGUACACAAGGAACUCGACCAGGGUAUUAAGCGUAAUUUACCCGAAUUACAUGCUCUAUCAUGUUGCUUGAAAGCCGUAUGCUCUCAUGAGGCAGCCAAUGGAGUAGAGAUAUUGAGAAAGGCAUGUGGAGGUCAUGGCUAUUUAAAUUCAGCAAAUUUUGUUUCCAUAUAUGGUGCCGCUGCGGCCGCUUGUACCUACGAAGGAGAAAAUACUGUACUAUUACUACAAACAGCCAAAUUCUUAGUAAAAUAUUUUGAGCAAGGCAUCAAGCGUAAAUAUUUGCCUAAAUCUGUGGUGUAUUUGCGUACCAGCAGCCAGGUUAAAUGGUCUUUAAAUUUGGAAUGUAUAGUGAAAAUUUUGGAGAAAACCUCAUUGGAACGUGUGAAAUAUGUUUUUCUAACGCAAAGAUCUUUUACUAAAAAACAACCAGAUAAUUCGGCUCAAAAGGCUGCAAAUCGUGCUGGUCUAAUAUUGACCCAAACAGCUGUACUACAUGGCAAAGCCUUUCUAGCGCGCAUGGCUUACGAAGAGAUCAAUCAACAAACCAAUAAGGGUCAAUUCAAUGCUAGUCUGAAACCGAUAAUGCAUCAGCUCUUAAACAUCUUCAUCUUGGAAAUGUUCUUAACUAGCUUAGACGAUAUUUUACGUUUUCAACGCUCGAUAACAGCCAAGGAAAUUGAAGAAGUGGAAAGACUUUAUGAAGACAUGCUAAUGGCUUUUAGACCAAAUGCAGUGGCUUUAGUUGAUGGCUUUGAGUUUCAUGAUCGUGUGUUAGGUUCAACAUUGGGCUGUUAUGAUGGUCGUGCUUAUGAGCGUCUCAUGGAUGAGGCCCGUAAAAGUGAUUUGAAUCAAGAACCUGUGAAUCGGGUAUUUGACACGCAUUUGAAGCAUUUAUUGCAAGCUAAAUUGUAGUAAAAUAGAAAAUAUGUAAGUGAUUUGGUGUUGGUCCUGUUAGAAUUUUUAUUUUUUUUACUAAAUGAUAAUCUGAUAAUAAAUUACAUAUUGAAGUACAAA
Messenger RNA from Calliphora vicina (urban bluebottle blowfly), 2206 nucleotides. Its product is annotated as probable peroxisomal acyl-coenzyme A oxidase 1. NCBI's taxonomy places the organism in Eukaryota, Metazoa, Arthropoda, Insecta, Diptera, Calliphoridae. Gene Ontology annotation, cellular component: peroxisome. Gene Ontology annotation, molecular function: FAD binding; acyl-CoA oxidase activity; fatty acid binding. The transcript has 2 exons. The coding region runs from base 68 to 2104 and encodes 678 amino acids. Gene Ontology annotation, biological process: lipid homeostasis; fatty acid beta-oxidation using acyl-CoA oxidase. The record is from RefSeq and is a predicted model, not a curated record.